UCUUAGCAUCAUUUUAUCUUUGGAUAAUUCUUCUGUCUUGCCAGAAUAUGAAAGUUUUACUCUCUUUGUAACAGUACGCUUCUAGUAGUGGUACUGGUAUUCCAGGUCACAUAAUGUUUGUAUUGAUUGAGGGAAUCAGACUGUAGAACACUUGCACCAAAUUCAGCUGUGUUGGUGGAUAUUACAGAUGAAAAAUUAAUGAAGAUGAAAUAAUUGAAAAAGUAAACUGGAAUUCAUGCUGAAUGCUUUCCAUGGUGAGCAAAGUAUUUAGCACAGAUUUAGGAGCCAUUUCAUUUUAGGUAACAAUCGUGAUAUAUCUAUUUGUUUAUCUUUGUAUACAUGCAUAUCAAAAGCCAUAUCAAAAGUUUAAAACCAUAAAGUUUUGGAACCAAUAAAACCAGUAUUGGCUGGCAAUUUUCAUCAAGUAUUUCUCUUUCAGAUCAACUGCAAACUUUUUGUAUUUAAUAAGCUUUCUUUAACCUGGACUGAAAGAGGCAGGGGAUCCCUGAGGCUUAAUGACACUUCAAGCAGCAAACAUGGAAUGUUGCAGUCAAGGCUAAUUAUGCGAAAUCAAGGCAGCUUGAGACUGAUUCUCAACACCCGACUCUGGGAACAAAUGGUUAUAAAAAGAGCAAACAGAAAAAGCCUGUGCUUCACUGCAACAGACCAAGAGGACCACUCUGUUCAAGUGUUUCUAACUCGGGCAGGCUCAAAAGAUACUGAAGACCUGUAUGCAGCAAUACAUCAUCGCCUUGUGGCAUUGAGAAGCUUUGCUGAGCAAGAGCCAGAUGCUAAUCAAGCAGAUGCAGAGUCAGAAAUAGCUUUUCAGCCAUUUAAUUGUGAUAGUGAUGAUGAAGAUGAUGAAAAAAUAAAUCCAGUGAGCAGCAGUGGAUCUG
Lepidothrix coronata (blue-crowned manakin) is the source of this 896-nucleotide messenger RNA. Its product is annotated as ran-binding protein 3-like. The annotation marks the transcript as partial. NCBI's taxonomy places the organism in Eukaryota, Metazoa, Chordata, Aves, Passeriformes, Pipridae. The record is from RefSeq and is a predicted model, not a curated record. The transcript is spliced from 3 exons.